Messenger RNA from Gopherus evgoodei (Goodes thornscrub tortoise), 10821 nucleotides. It is a transcript of the gene ATM, whose product is annotated as ATM serine/threonine kinase. The transcript has 63 exons. Gene Ontology annotation, biological process: DNA repair. Gene Ontology annotation, molecular function: protein binding; protein serine/threonine kinase activity. NCBI's taxonomy places the organism in Eukaryota, Metazoa, Chordata, Testudines, Testudinidae. The record is from RefSeq and is a predicted model, not a curated record. The coding region runs from base 139 to 9354 and encodes 3071 amino acids.
GCCCCGGGCACGGAGUGAUGGGGAGGCGCGUGCGUAAGCGCCUCUCUUAGACUCUGGCCCAGGGCACCUCGCGUUCGCGGAGGCGGCGUGCGGACACCACGUGCGAUGCAAAUUAUUUAUCUGCUGCUAAACUAAGCCAUGAGUCUGGUGCUACAUGAGCUGCUUGUUUGCUGCCGUCAACUUGAAAAUGACAAAAUUACAGAGCGAAGGAAAGAAGUUGAAAAAUUCAAACGUCUCAUCCGUGAUUCUGAAACAAUUAACCAACUGGAUCAUAAUUCUGACUAUAAACAAAGAAAACAACUGAACUGGGAUGCUGUAUUUAGGUUUCUGCAGAAAUACAUCCUGAAAGAAACUGACAGUAUCAGAUUGGCAAAACCAAAUGUAUCUGCCUCAGUACAAGCUUCCAGGCAGAAAAAGAUGCAAGAGAUCAGCGGUUUGGUCAAAUACUUCAUUAGAUGUGCUAAUAAAAGAGCACCCAGAUUAAAAUGUCAGGAGCUUCUGAAUUAUGUCAUGGACAUAGUGAAAGAUGCACCAAGUUGUGCUAUUUAUGGAGCUGACUGUAGUAGCAUACUACUAAAGGAUGUUCUUUCAGUGAGGAAAUACUGGUGUGAGAUAUCGAAGCAACAGUGGUCAGAACUGCUGACCCUGUACUGCAAAUUGUAUCUCAAACCUUCCAGAGAUAUUAACAGAGUUUUGGUGGCUAGAAUAAUUCACACAUUGAUCAGAGGAUGCUGCUUCCAAACUGAUGAACUAAAUUCCAAUCUUUUUUGCUUCUUUGAAAAAGCACUACAGUGUGCAAGGCAGGAGAACGCCUCUGCAGGUCUGGAUCAUAUUCUUGCAGCAAUUAAUGUCGUCUUCAGUGUGUAUGCUGUGAACUGUCGUAUGCGGAUUUGUAAGCUAGGAGAAGAAAUUCUUCCUACGGUUCUUUAUAUAUGGACUCAGUAUAGACCGAAAGAGUCUGUAAAGGAAUUAAUAAUUCAGUUACUUCAACUGCAGGUUCGUGUUCAUCAUCCAAAGGGAGCCAAAACACAGGAGAAAGGUGCAUAUGACUCAGCAAAAUGGCAAAGAAUCUUACACAACUUGUAUGAUCUGCUGGUGAAUGAGUUAAGUCUCAUUGGCAGUAGAGGAAAGUAUUCUUCAGGAUCACGCAACAUUGCUGUGAAGGAAAACUUGAUUGAAUUAAUGGCUGAUAUUUGUCAUCAAGUCUUUACUGAAGACACCAAAGUCCUGGAGAUAACCCAGUCGUACACUGUUACACAAAGAGAUUCUGGAGAUGAAGCUGCACCAAGCAAGCGUAGGAAGAUCGAAUUGGGCUGGGAAAUAAUUCGAGACAAUUUGCAAAUAUCACAGAAUGAUUUUGAUGUCAUACCUUGGUUGCAGAUUACAGCCCGAUUGAUAUCAAAGUAUCCUAUGAGUCUUCCUAACGGUGAAUUAUCUCCCUUACUCACUAUACUACACCAGCUACUACAUCAGCAGAGAAAAGGGGAAAGGACCCCAUAUGUGCUAAGGUGCCUUACAGAGGUUGCUGUUUGUCAGAGCCAAAAAUUAGAUUUGGAAAGCACACAAAAGUUGGAGCUGCAGAGAAUCUGGGCAAAAGUUUGGUCUCUUACAGUUCGCAGCAUAAGUUUUCAGCAAGUUGAAACAGAAAGCUUUGGGUUACUUGGAGCCAUAAUUCAAGGAAACCUUAUUGUAAUAGACAAAGAACUCUGGAAGAUAUUUUCAGGGUCUGCAUACAAGCCUUCGAGUCCUGCUGCACGUUGUUUGGCAUUAGCAAUGACUGCUUAUGUAGUACCAGAAACUUUGAAAGUAGGAAUGGUGCAGAAUAAUUGUGAAGGAAAUACUGGGUGUGUGUUAAAAGAAGCAAUAAUGAAAUGGCUACUGUUCUGUCAUUUGGAAGAGAAGAUGGAAGAAUGUUUUGAGUUACCUCCUGUGCUAUGCAGUGAUUUUCCUCAUCUAGUGCUGCAGAAAACUCUUGUGAGCCUGACUAUGAAGAACUGCAGAGCCGCAAUGAACUUUUUCCAAAAUGCUACUGAGUGUGUGCAACACACACAAGACAAAGGAGAAGUCAGUUUUUUGGAAAUUGAAGAGCUGUAUCUACAGACAACUUUUGAUGAAAUGGCUGUUUUCACCAGUCUUGCAGUGAACAUUGCAGAUAAAAAUCUGUCUGGUUCAGGACUUGCUGUCAACCAAAACCAUAGGGAAACGCUGGAGCACUGUCUGUUAGUGGUGUCAGAACAGCUUUUAAACAGCUACUCUUCUGAGAUUUAUUCCAAGUCUACUACUGCAGAACACCUAGUCCGAUGUGUCAGUCUCUUGAUUGGUGUUCUUAGCUGCUAUUGCUAUGCUGGCACAUUAACUGAAGAGGAUGCAUGUAAAUCAGAAUUGUUCCAUAAAGCUAAGUCUCUCAUACAUUAUGUUGGAGAAAGUAUUUCUCAGUCUAAAAAUAAACUAAAUGAAGAUUGUAGGAUCAUCUUGCUGAGGACUUUGAUAACACAAUGUAGCAACUGCUUAUGUAAUUGUACCAAGAGCAGUCCAAGUAAGAUCUUAUCAGGCUUAUUCCUGAGUUUGUUAACAUCAAAGAUGAUGAAUGAUCUUGUAGAUAUUUGCAAACAUCUGAUGGUCUUUACUGGCAAACCGAGUGAUGCUGGAGAAGUAGACCUAAUGGAAGAUAAUAUUGAGAAGAGUGCAAUGGAAGUAGAUAACCAGGUAGCCAUGGACCAAUUUGACGAUCACUGUAUCACUGACUUCGGUGAUGCAAAUGAGUCUGGGGAGAUGCAAAGCGUAACUGGUGCUGUGAGCCCAUUAGCUGAAGAACAUUUGACAAAGCAGGAUUUACUCCUCCUUGAAAUUCUGAGGCUCUUGUGUCUAUGUGUAACUACUGCACAAAUCCAUACAGUCUGCUUCAGAGCACCUGACAUACGGCGGAAGCUGUUAAUGCUAAUUGAUAAAAGUCUAUUUGAUGCUGCUAAAUCACUGCAUCUACAAGUGUAUUUAGUCCUUUUGAAGGAACUCCCAGCUGAAGAAAAUUUGUUGCCAGAAGAUGAUCUUCUCCUGCUUCUCAAGCCUCUUUCUGAUGUGUGUUCCUUGUAUCGUCGAGAUCAAGAAGUUUGUAAAGCAAUUCUAAAUAAUCUACUUCCUGCAGCAGUGGGGUUGGGCCAAGCCAACCCAAAUGUUGAAGAAACAGGGGAAGUCCAAGGACAAUUUUUAACUGUUGUGGGAGCAUUUUGGCACUUGACAAAGGAAGGGAGAUGUACGGCUCCAGUAAGAGUGGCCCUACUGAACUGCAUGAAAGCCCUACUUGAGGCUGAUCCUCAUUCAAAUUGGGCUGUGCUUAAUGUAAGAGAUAAACAUCUGCCUGUGAGUGAUGCUUUCCCACAUUUCCUCGCAGAUAGCCACCAUCAAGUGUGCAUGCUCGCUGCAAAGUCAAUAACCAGUUUGUUCCAAGAUAUGAAACAGAGAGAUUCUUCUGGAUUACCAAAAGCUCUUCCUUUGAAGUUCCAGCAAAAGGCCUUUGAGAAUGUAUACCUCAGAGUUCAAGAAGGAAUGAGAGAACUGGCACGUGGUGGCAUGAGCCCUGAAGACCUGUUGGAUGAGCAAUGUAAUAGAAGAGCAGUUCUGCUGAUGCUGAUAACCAUGGUUUUAUGUUGCAGUCCUGUGUGUGAAAAGCAGGCUUUGUUUGCUAUUUGCCAGUCUAUGAAAGAAAAUGGAUUGGAGCCUCAUGUUAUAAAAAAGGUUUUGGAGAGAGUAUCGAACAUUUUUGGCUAUAAAAGUAUAGAAGACUUCAUGACUUCCCAAUUAGACUAUCUGGUGCUGGAGUGGCUGAGAAUGAAAGAUAGUGGAUAUAGCCUAUCUGCUUUUCCUUAUGUUGUUUUGAACUACUCUAGCCUUGAGGAGUUCUACAGGUCUUGUUAUAAAGUUUUGGUUCCACACCUGGUGAUCAGAAGUCAGUUUGAAGAUGUGAAAUCUAUUGCCAACAUGAUUGAAAAAGACUGGCGGCAGCUUCUAGCAGACUGCUUUCCAAAGAUUCUUGUAAAUAUCCUUCCCUAUUUUGCCUAUGAAAGCCAUAGAGAUAGUGAAAUAACACAACAGAGAGAUACAGCUUAUAAAGUCUACGACAUGCUUAAGGAUGAAAGCUGCUUAGGAAAACAGCAGAUUGACAAUUUAUCUCACAGUAACUUGCCAGAGAUUGUGGUGGAGCUGCUGAUGACCCUGCAUGAGCCAGUUAACACCACAGCAGGAGAAGGAGUUGAUCUAAGUAAAUUUACAGGGGAAUUAGACCCUGCUCCUAAUCCUCCUCAUUUUCCAUCUUAUGUGAUCAAGGCAACCUUGGAUUAUAUUAGCAGUUGUCAUAAAACCAAGUUAAAAAGUAUUGUAGCUGUACUUUCUAAAAAACCUGAUUCAUUCCAGAAAAUCCUACUAGCCAUUUGCAAACAAGCAGCUGAUACAAACAAUAUUUACAAAAAACACAGGAUUCUUAUAAUUUAUUAUUUAUUUGUUAACUUGUUACUUAAAGAGAUAAAGGAUGGUUUAGGAGGAGCAUGGGCUUUUGUUCUUCGAGAUAUAAUAUAUACCCUGAUUCACUACAUCAACAGCAGACCCAGUCUUGGCAGAGACAUGUCCUUGCGCAGCUUUUCUCUCUGCUGUGACCUUCUAAAUCAUGUUUGCCACGCAGCAGUCACAUAUUGUAAGGAUGCCCUCGAGAAUCAUCUUCAUGUUGUUGUUGGAACGCUAAUACCUCUCGUCAGGGACCAGCCUGAAAUUCAGAAGCAGGUCCUAGGCUUGUUGAAGUACCUAGUGAUAGAUAACAAGGAUAAUGAAAACUUGUACCAAACAAUCAAACAUUUAGAUCCUUUUCCUGAGCAUCCUGCUUUUAAAGAUUUGCGUGCUACUCAGCAGAAAAUCAAAUACAGUAAAGGAGCAUUUUCACUUUUGGAGGAAAUUAACCACUUCUUAUCAGUAAGUUUCUGUGACUCACUGCCAUUUGCAAGACUUGAAGGAUUAAAUGAUUUACGCAAACAACUGGAACAACAUAAAGAUCAAAUGAAGGAUCUCAUGAAAAACUUCCAGGAAAAACCCCAGGAGUAUGUCAUAGUAAAGUUGGUGGUGAGCUUGCUACAACUGGCCAAGACAGCAGUUAAUCAUACAGGUGAAAAAGCAGUUUUAGAGGCUGUUGGAAGUUGUUUGGGAGAACUGGGUCCUAUAGAUUUCUCCACCAUAACUCUGCAACAUAGUAAAAAUGCAGUCUAUUCUAAGGCAGUUGACUUAUUUGAAGAUAGAGAACUUCAGUGGGUCUUCAUAAUGCUGACUCUAAUAAAUAAUGCUUUAAUAGAUGAUUGUAUUGGUGUUAGAUCUGCUGCUGCUGCCUGUUUGAAAAACAUUUUAGCCACCAAGGCUGGUAAUGAAUUUUGGGAGGUUUACAAAAACAAAGCUGAUCCCAUGUUAAUAUAUCUCCAUCCUUUCAGAAUGUCUCGAAAGAAGUUUUUAGAAGUACCAAGUAAUGGAAGAGAGAGUCCUUCAGAAAACCUAGAUAAUGCAAGUGUGUGGAUUCCUCAGAGUGUAAGUCAUGAUACCUGGAUCAAGAACCUGACUUGUUCAUUACUGGACAGUGGAGGUGUGAGAAAUGAAGUUCUUCAGUUACUGAAACCAAUGUGUGAGGUGAAAACAGACUUUUGUCAGACUUUGCUCCCGUUCCUGAUUCAUGAUAUCCUGCUUCAUGAUUCAAAUGAAUCUUGGCGAAAUCUUCUGUCCACGUAUAUACAGAGGUUUUUCACAGCUUGUUGCAGAUACUCCUCAUCAUCCAGCAGAUCAACUACACCUGCAAAUUCCAAUUCAGAACCAGAAACCUUUAUUCGUGGAGGUUUAGAUAAAGUAUCUCGGCGAACAAUGCUUGAUGUUGUUGAUUACUUGAGAAGUCAAAAGAGAUCUCUUUCAGGUACAGUUUUUGAUGACAGUUUCUGGCUGGAUUUGAAUUACCUUGAGGUUGCUAUGGUAGCACAAUCUUGUGCUGCUCACUUCACAGCUUUGCUCUACACAGAAAUCUACGCAGACAAGAUAAACUUAGAUAAACAACAAGAAAGAUCUGCUUUCAGAGCAUCUAAAAAUCUAACAUUUGAAGAAGAAAGCCAAAGUCCAACUAUUACCAGUUUGAAUGAGAAAAGUAAAGAAGAAACUGGAAUAAGCUUACAGGACCUUCUCAUGGAAAUAUACAGAAGUAUUGGAGAGCCUGAUAGUCUCUAUGGCUGUGGUGGAGGAAGAAUGUUACAGCCAUUAGCUAGGAUAAGAACAUAUGAGCACGAGGCCAUAUGGGGAAAGGCCCUUGUAACAUAUGACCUUGAAGCAAGUCUCCCUCCAGCUACUCGCCAAGCAGGAAUAAUAGAGGCCUUGCAGAAUUUUGGGCUUUGCCAUACUCUUUCCACCUAUUUAAAAGGCUUGGAAUAUGAAAACACAGAAUGGUGUGCUGAACUAAAGGAGAUUCGUUACCAGGCAGCUUGGAGGAACAUGCAGUGGGACCACAUCUCUUCUGCUAAAGAUGAGAUGGGAAGAUCAGGCUACCAUGAAUCAUUGUAUGAUGCUCUGCAGUCUUUAAGAGACAGAGAAUUCUCUGCUUUCCAUGAAGGCCUGAAAGAUGCCAGGGUGAGUGAAGUAGAGGAGCUAUGCAAAGGCAGUCUCGAGUCUGUGUUUUCAUUGUAUCCCACGCUCUGCAGAUUACAGACCAUUGAAGAGUUGGAAAACAUAGGACAGCUUUUCUCUAGAUCUGUUAGUAACAAGCAACUGAAUGACGUUUAUCUGAAGUGGCAGAGACAGUCCCAGCUUCUUAAGGACAGUGACUUUGGUUUCCAGGAGCCUAUCAUGGCCCUACGCACUGUAAUUCUGGAGAUCCUUCUUGAGAAGGAAAGUGAGAAUUCCAAAAGAGAAUGCAUUAAAGACAUUCUCACCAAACAUCUAGUGGAUCUGUCCAAAUUGGCACGAACUGCCAAAAACACCCAGCUUCCUGAAAGAGCCAUGUUCCAGAUCAAACAGUACAAUCCAGCUAUGUGUGUAGUCUCUGAGUGGCAACUGGAGGAAGCUCAGGUUUUCUGGGCUAAGAAAGAAGAAAGUCUAGCACUGAGUAUUCUCAAGGAGAUGAUCAAGAAAUUGGAUACAAAUUGGUUUCAGGUUGAGAAUGAUCCGAGCCUAAGACUGAUAUACACAGAGUGUCUGAGGUUAUGUGGAAACUGGUUAGCAGAAACAUGUUUGGAAAACCCUACCGUUAUCAUGCAGAAAUACUUAGAAAAGGCAGUGGAAAUUGCUGGGAGCCACAGUGGAGACAGCAGUGACGAGCUAAAGAAUGGAAAGAUGAAGGCUUUCCUUUCUUUGGCUCGUUUCUCUGAUAUGCAGUACCAAAGAAUUGAGAACUACAUGAAAUCCUCAGAGUUUGAAAACAAGCAAGCUUUGCUGAAAAAGGCCAAGGAGGAAAUUGGCCUCCUAAAGGAGCGCAGGGUUCAGACAAACAGAUACACGAUGAAGGUUCAGCGGGAGCUUGAACUUGAUGAAUGUGCAAUUCGUGCACUGAGUGAGGAUUGUAAACGUUUCUUAUGCAAAGCGGUAGAGAACUAUAUUAGUUGCUUACUUAGUGGAGAAGAGCAUGAUAUGUGGAUCUUCCGCCUCUGCUCCCUCUGGCUUGAGAACUCUGGAGUUUUUGAAGUCAAUGGAAUGAUGAAGACAAUUGCAGAAAAGAUUCCAUCAUACAAGUUUUUGCCUCUGAUGUACCAGCUGGCUGCUCGAAUGGGAACCAAGAUCAUGGGCUGUCUAGGAUUUCAUGAAGUUUUAAAUAAUCUAAUAUCUAGAAUUUCACUAGAUCAUCCACAUCAUACUUUGUUUAUAGUAUUGGCUUUGGCAAAUGCCAACAAGGAUGAACUCUUGGCAAAACCAGAGGCAACAAGAAGAAACAGACUAACAAAAAAUGUACCGAAAGAAAUCUCCCAGCUCGAUAUGGAUCGAAUGGAGGCUGCCAGCAACAUAAUUAACAUCAUAAAGAGUAGGAGACCUCAGAUGGUUAGAGGUGUAGAGGCACUUUGUGAUGCGUACAUCACAUUAGCAAAUCUGGAUGCCUCUUCAUGGAAAUCUCAAAGAAAAGGCAUAAGUAUUCCUGCUGGCCAGCCUAUUACUAAACUAAAGAACUUGGAGGAUGUUGUUGUCCCCACCAUGGAAAUUAAGGUGGACCCUACAGGGAAAUAUGAAAAUUUAGUGACAAUAAGAUCAUUCAAGCCAGAGUUUCGCUUAGCAGGAGGCCUGAAUCUGCCUAAAAUAAUAGAUUGUAUAGGAUCAGAUGGAAAAGAGAGGAGGCAGCUUGUCAAGGGCCGAGAUGACCUGAGACAGGAUGCUGUCAUGCAGCAGGUUUUCCAGAUGUGCAAUACACUGCUCCAGCAGAACACUGAAACUAGAAAAAGAAAACUCACCAUCCGAAGAUAUAAGGUGAUUCCCCUUUCUCAGAGAAGUGGUGUCCUGGAAUGGUGCUCAGGGACAGCUCCCAUUGGUGAAUUCCUUGUGAAUCUUGAAGAGGGAGCUCACAGGAGAUACAGGCCAAAAGACUACAGCAGUACUUACUGUCAUAAGACAAUGAUGGAUGCACAAAAACAGCAUUCUGAAGAGAAAUACAACAUCUUUAUGGACAUUUGCAAGAAUUUUCAACCUGUGUUUCGCUAUUUCUGCAUGGAAAAAUUCCUGGACCCAGCUGUUUGGUUUGAGAAACGAUUGGCAUAUACUCGCAGUGUGGCUACAUCAUCAAUCGUUGGUUACAUACUUGGUCUUGGAGAUAGACACGUACAGAAUAUCCUGAUAGAUGAGCAAACUGCAGAAUUGGUGCACAUAGAUUUAGGGGUUGCUUUUGAGCAGGGCAAAAUCCUUCCCACACCAGAGACUGUUCCCUUUAGGUUAACCAGAGACAUUGUGGAUGGGAUGGGCAUCACUGGCGUGGAGGGAGUCUUUAGAAGAUGCUGUGAGAAGACUAUGGCUGUUAUGAGAAAUUCCCAAGAAGCUUUGCUGACUAUCGUGGAGGUGCUGCUCUAUGAUCCUCUCUUUGACUGGACCAUGAAUCCUCUGAAAGCAUUGUAUUUGCAACAGAGACCAGAGGAUGAGGCUGACAUCAACUCCACACUCAACACCAGUGAUCAGGAAUGUAACAGAAAAGCCAGAGAUGACCAGAGUUUUAACAAAGUUGCAGAACGUGUCCUGAUGAGGCUUCAGGAGAAGCUGAAAGGUGUAGAGGAGGGAACAGUGCUCAGUGUGGGAGGACAGGUGAACCUUCUCAUACAGCAGGCCAUGGAUCCCAAAAACCUCAGUCGGCUCUUUCCAGGGUGGAAGCCCUGGGUAUGAUCUUGAAGUAUCCAGUAGUUUUUAAGAGUGAAUAGGAAACCUGUUUGAUUUGGGGGGAAGAGUGGCUGGGUCAGCAUUUCAUAUGGAUGUUUCUUAAUGGAAAUACUAUAUCAGAAUCAACUGUGUAGAUUAUAAAGCAGUAGUACUGAAACAAGUGUUUAAUUUUUAAAUGAUUUUUAUCAGAUUAUAUUGUUGAUCUCCAGAACUGUGUUCACCAUACACAAAACCCCAAGUGCAGUAUUCUGGUAUUCCUAUACCAUACCAAAAAAAUCUUGUGACCUUCCAGGAAUAGAUACUUUUUGCUUGCAGUGAGAUGGCAUGUACAGUGUUCUUGCAAAACCUUUUUAAAACAUUCAUCUAAUCUUGGAUAUCAGUUAAGUAUCUAGACCUUGAUUUGUAUAACAUUUAUAGACUGUAUUAUUACCUCUAUUGAGUGAAUGAUUUGUAAGCUAAAAGACAUUGAAUAAGUCACUUAAAUGUGCUAGAAAAGGAGAAGAAAUACUGUAUCUUAAAGCCGAUGUUGAAGUGAUACUGGACAAAACAACAGAAAGGGAAAUGCUAAAUAUAAAAGUUUAGCGUGAAAAAUAAUUUCAUAUCCAAUGAACGGAUAGGUUCUUGUGUAUUAUAUAGCCUAAUUAUACAGCCAGUGAUGAGAAAAUGAGACAUUAUUGCACAGUAUUUUCUAGAGAAAUGAUCUUUGAGCCUAGUUUAAUAUAGUGCUGCUUUUUGUGCUGCUGUAGCUUAAAUUAUUUUGACAGUUUCCUUGCAUAAACCAUGAUUUUUAGCAUUUUAAGCAAUGACAUUAACUUUAUCUCCAGUUCACCUAUUAAAAUAUCCUGGCCUGAAACCUGACUUACAGGGUCUAGCUCAAGAGCAAACAUCCUUUUGAUAACUGAAAUAAAUGUGUUUGGAAGCUUUGAAGUUAUAUUUUGAAUGCACAACUUGUUUAUUGAAUCUGUGCAGUUUUACUAGUUACAUUUCAUUGCUUGCCCCUUCCUAAUAUAUGAAACUGCCUACUUUGGUAAGAUAGUCAAUAAGCAUGUGCAAUAGGAAAAUCUGUUGAGUCCAUAGUGUCCAUGUUAUGCCUUUUUAAAUCCUUCCUGAAAUAUUUUUUGUUUUAUUUUUAAAAAGUACAAAUAAAAGAUACAAAGUCUGACAAAAUUCAACAGAAUCCUUAAUAUGGACUUUCUGCCUUUCUCAUAGCAGUGUAAGUUAAUGGUGGAGUGUUUGCCUAAUUUAGCAUUUCACUGACUUUAGUUUGCCUUAUUUUUGCCAUUUCAUUGUAAUUUUAAAUUGUAUUUUUUCUACACACAUUUUAUUCCAGCCUGCUGGUAGAAAUUAAGACAAGUCUUUUUUAGUUUGGUCAUGCUGCAGACACACAUUUCUGUUAGAUGCAAGGUGGGUGAGGUAAUAUCUUUUAUUGGACCAACUUCUGUUGGUGAGAGAGACAAGCUUUCUAAUAUACAU